AUGAAGGAAAGAGAAGAAGUGGUGGCAAGUGGCGACGAUAUGGAGAAGGAAGCGAUGCCGCCGCUCGAACCGAUGCCAGUCUCCGAAGAUUUACCGUCUUUGCUGGAAAUCGCGAGUUCGAAUCCGGACUUUACCCUGCUCAACGCAGCAGUCUCCACGCAACCGGACAUCGUGGAGUUGAUUCAAGGAGAUGGCCCGUUUACAAUUUUUGCGCCGGUAAAUUCUGCGUUUGAAAAUUGGUUAGAAGAGAAUAAUUUGAGCGCGGAGGAAGCGUUAGCGUCGCCAACGCUCCCAGACAUUCUCAAGAGACAUGUUCUCGGGACCAGGCUGUUGGCAAAGGACGCGUUGGCCGCGGUGGCGGAUGGACCAAUUGAACUCGAUACGCUUGGUGCAAAAGUUGUUGCUGAGAAAAAGGGAGAUGACUUGUACAUCGGAGGCGCUAAAGUCAUCGCCACGGAUGUCAUGGCUUCAAAUGGCGUCGUUCACGUCGUCGACGGAGUCGUCGAAGGCGUCUAA
This is a messenger RNA of Bathycoccus prasinos, 516 nucleotides long. Its product is annotated as beta-Ig-H3/fasciclin. Lineage: Eukaryota; Viridiplantae; Chlorophyta; Mamiellophyceae; Mamiellales; Bathycoccaceae. The coding region runs from base 1 to 516 and encodes 171 amino acids. The transcript has a single exon. The record is from RefSeq and is a predicted model, not a curated record.